Molecule: messenger RNA, 1417 nt
Organism: Cataglyphis hispanica
Lineage: Eukaryota; Metazoa; Arthropoda; Insecta; Hymenoptera; Formicidae
Gene: fs(2)ltoPP43
Product: probable RNA polymerase II nuclear localization protein SLC7A6OS
Exons: 4
Coding region: 103-978 (291 amino acids)
Biological process (GO): developmental process
Source: RefSeq, a predicted model, not a curated record
GUUAUAUUCAAGCGUUGAAUGGCGUAGUGUUCUGGUACUUGGACGAGAACCGAGAAAAGAACAAAAAUCCAUUAGGGAAAGAAGAAAAUUUACGCAUCGAAAAUGACUGCAGUUUUGCGCGUAAAACGCAAAAAUACCGACACCCCGCUCGAUCGACUGGUGAUUGCGUGCAAGCGUGCGAGAACCGGAUCGCCCCUUCUGGAAGAGAGCGAGCCCGCCAUCCAAACGGUCGUUCAAUUCGCCGGGACACUCACGGAUCCCACCGAAGAUGUUGCACAACAUGUCGCCAAAGUAAUGCCCAAGAUGGGCACAGAAAUAGCCAACGUUGGUGUCAAACGGACGUGCGAUGGCAGCUAUUCUGGGAAUACUUCAAACAAAAAAUGGAUAGGAGGAGAUCCCCUGGUAGAAAGAUAUAAAGUUGUUAAUUGCCAGCGUUCUCAGGAUACAUUAAAUGAGGAAAAGUCAGAGGAGAAAUGGCUGACACUCAUAGAUGUAGAGGAUUCCUGGAGUGUUUCCAAUACAUUAAAGCAAAAUGCAGAAGAAACAGAGGAUAUUGAAGAUUUUGUGUUUGAUUUAUACUGUGGACCAACUGACGAUGUAUGGCCUGAUGACGAUAUCUGGUUUGAGAACAACAAAAUAAUGGUACAGGAGCCAGAAUAUCCAUAUUUAAAUUCUGAAGACAAAAGUGAAGAAUCGUCGGAGGACUCAAAUUCAGAAUCUAAUUGGAGAAAUGAUUAUCCCGAUACUGAUCCCGAUCGUUCCAGAGAUGAAGAUUAUGAUUCGGAUUAUUCCAAUGAUGAUGUCCACUUACACGCCUCUAGAGAAGAAGAAGAUAGAAGGAUAUAUGGGCGCAGUUACGCUGAAUAUAGAAAAAUAAUACAGGCUCAUAUGAAUGAUGAUGACUCUAGUAACAAUUCGUCAAACGAUGAAGGAAGAUCGUCGAAUUAUUCGAGUGAUGAAUCGAUGGGAUUAUUGUAAAAAUUUGUUAAUCCUUUAGUUGCAAAGGGCAUACAUGUACAUGUUAAAAUAACUUUUCAUUUAUUUCGAUUGUCAGUUAUAGAAGUCAUAAAUAUGUGAGACUAUCAUUUCACAAUUUCAGGUAAAAUGCAUUGCAACUAAAGGCUUAGAAAUAGAUUAAUUAAAUAUAUGAAGAUUUGUAAAAUUCUGUUGAAAAAAUCAAAUCAAUUAGUUAAAAAUCCUACAUGUUAUAUAUUAAGAAAUUAAAUAAGAGACUUAAAGUAGUAAAGAGUAUUAAAGUUUAGCAAAAUGUAUCUUUGCAUAAUCUUAUCGAUUUUGUGAACCUUAUUGGAUUUUACAGUAAGCAUUCUUUUAGUAUGUACUUUAGUAUCACCUCUCACCUUUCUUGUAACAAAAAAAAAUGAGUUGUAAAUAGCCUAAGUUUUAUUUGUAUGCUAUA